CCAUCCUACUCAGUCUGCUCUCCUCUUUCAGUCAGUCCGUCUGCCCUCUAGCGUAGUACUCUCCUUUCACUCACCGCUAUUCAUCGCCGUCAGGGAUAUAUUUACACAAACCCACGUAGGUAGACACAGUGCCGUCCUCGUGGACCGGAGAGUUUGGCUGACACAGCUGUAUAUGUGCUUUAACCUGGGAAGACGCGGAAAGUGUGACUCUAAGGCAGUGCUGCUGAAACUCAAGUUUCCUCCACUACUACAAUUUUUUGUCCCAAAGGGUACCACACGCAGCUGCAGAGGCUGCCGGCUCCAACUGUAGCUAACGCAAGUAGAUGACUGAGAAUCCUGCCUCCCAUGAUGGACAAGAAAAGUGCCAACGGCUUUCAGACCAAGGUCAGUGAGGGCGGUGUUCAGAGGAAGCAGCUACCCUACUCAGUGGAGACUCCCUACGGCUUCCACCUGGACCUUGACUUCCUCAAGUAUGUUGAUGAUAUUGAAAAAGGCAAUACCAUCAAAAGGGUCCACAUCCAGCGAAGGGUUAAGGGUCCACCUAAAUUCAGCACUCUACCUAGAAAUUUCAGCCUUCCUGGACAUGGAGCCAGGCCUGCUCCUAAAGAAAAGGACAGUUCCUGGUCAGGGACGUCCACCCUAGGACCCAAGCCUAAAUCACGGGUGACAGAGGUGCAACAAAUCUAUGACUUUAGAACAAGUGAAGGGGGGGCUUCCAGUCAGAGCAGCAGGGGGACAACCAGUCAAGGACCUGGUCAUGUUUCAGCUAAACCAAGAGAUGAAGUUGGUGCAGCGUCUCAAGGUGCCGAAGACAAAACUGUGGGGAUUCAGGGUCGGCCAAAUCUGCUCCGAGCGUCAAGCAUGCCUAUCACCCUACAGCAGCGUAAAGGUUCCGAUUCAAGCAGCCCUGACCGCACCAUAGGGACACCAGAAAAUGGCUCAACUGAGAAUAUGUUUCGUGCUUCACCAGACGUAACAGAGAGACGGUGCGUUCCCCAGGAUCGGGCAGGGCUUCACCAGCAGAUUACGGUGGCACUGAAGCGAGUCAGAGAGCUAGAAGAGCAGGUUAAAACCAUCCCAGAACUAAAGGCUCAGAUCUGCUCAUUGAGGGAGGAGAGGGAGCAGCUGCUACUUCAACUACAAGCCCACGCUCAAGCCCAGGUUUCCACGUCAGUAGGCACAAGUUACGAUGCAACAGGGAACAGUCAGCCAAAAGGACACAGACCUACAGUAGGGCUUAGCUUAGAUCUGACGACUCAAUCCACUGGAGGUUCAGAAGCUACAGAGCUUGUCCCCACAAAGUCGAUAACAGGGAAAGAGAAAGAAAGUGGGACAGAGAAAACUAAAUUGCUACCAAAAGAGAAGGAGAGUACCUCAGCACAAGGGGGAGUGAGCAGGUCAUCAGCACAAGAACUGGACAAACAAAAACCGCCAUCAGAAAAGUUGGACAAACAGAAAGAGACAUUAGAGAGUCCACUGGCGAAUGCAGGGAAAAAGUUAUUGCAGGACAUUGCAGGACAGGAAUUAACACCCCUUAGAGUGGCUAUGAAAGAAACAGAGACCGGUGCUGUUCAAGAUGUUGCUGCAGCAAAAGAAGGAAAAGCUGAGAACUCAGAUAGUACGGAGAAGCUGCAGGAGAAGUUAAUGUUACUGGAGGCUAAACUUUCUCAGGCUAGCCAAGAGCUGGAGAGAACUAAUACUCUUUUGAAAAAGCAAAUGGAGGAGAACAAGGCAAAAGAGGAGAGAAUACUACAGAUGAGCGAGGGAAUCAGAGUGGAGGUUUGUACCAUGGAAACUCAGGACCGGCCAAGAAGGGAGAGCAUUGACACAGGCACAGUAACAGAGAGAAUAGAUUUUACCAACCGAGAAACAGAGACAGAAUCACCUGGUACAGUAGAUCAGGGGACUGACACUGAUAGAAUCUGUGUUGAAGUGUGUGUACCCAAACCAAGGACAGCAAGUGUAGAUCAAGGAACAGGGACAAGUAAUGUUGACAGUCAAGACCACGUGGCAGAGAUGGAGGCAGAGAUAACAGCAGUAACUCCACCCAGACCCAGAGCCAACAGCAUGGAACGGGGAACAAUAACCGAGAGCAUCAUCACUCAGGAUCAGACGACCGAGACGCCUGUGGCUGAAAGGGUGAACCAAGUCACGGAAACAGAAGGAGACAUAGUGACAGACCACCCGCAUAGACCGAGGGCCAGCAGUGUCGACCGAGGGACAGAGACAGAAAGGGUGGAUACAGUGGACAGGGUGACGGAAACAGAGGUAGCACGGAGGACAGACCAGCAGACUGAGACAGAGACAGAUAGACGAGGGGACAACAACCCGACCAGAGAUGCAGAGGUAGGGACUCAAGUGAAUGAAAAUGCAAGCGGCCAAAGAGAAAAUGCAGCUACUGUGGUUAGCGAAAGUACUGAAGAUAAGGGACCAAAUGAAGUAGUUCAAAAAGAGAGUGAAAGUGUGGUUACGGAUGUUGUUACAGAGAGUUCAGUCACUGCUGUAGAAAGCACUGUUGUACAAAGUUUAGUUGUUUCACAUGUUGUAAGCCAGAAAGAAGAGUGUCCCAGUCCAGUUGAUGUAGCUGCAGAAGACAAGACUAAAAUAAGUCCUGCACAGGAAGACUCAGGCACAAAAGAAAUGAUACCCCCCAAGAGCGUGGAGACAGAAACCGCUGUAGCAAGACUCGAGACUAUAGAGAAGAGAGGAGCAGAAGGAAAGAUUGUGUGUGCAACAAUCAAAGAAACUGUGGUCACUGACACUGUUGUAAUAACAGCGGAGAAUACAGAGAAGGCAGCAGCUCCUGUAAGACCACAAAGAGGCCGGAAGUCCUCGGUGGAGCAGGCACAGCCGUCGCCUACUCAGCUUCAAGCAGCACCUGUGCGUCCUCGGAGGGGAUCCAGUGAAGCCCAGCAGCCCCAGGCCCAGGCAAAAACCCCGCCCCAGGGGCAGGUAGAUAGUGUGCCUCCCCCUGAAGCGCAGUCCACAGCACAACUCCCUGAACCACAGGUAGAACAACAGGCCCCAUCUGUGUCUCAGGUUGAGGACCACAGUCUGGUAAAGAAGCCUCCUGGGGAAACUAGUGAGAAAAAACCUCAGAGUCCAUCUCCAUCUCCACGCCCCAAUGAAGUCCAAAUCAGGCCGAAAUCAAUUCAAGCCCAAUCUCAGUCUCAAGCGUCAACAUCUCGACGGGACUCAAAAGAGAUGAAAACACCACAGAGGGGAUCCAGUGUAACACAUCCUCCUCGGCGUGGCUCAGGGGAAGCCCAGACACGUCCAACUCGCCAGGGGUCAACUGAUGCCCAGUCUCAAUCUCAGGGCUCUCGCAGAAGCUCCAGUGAGACUCAACCCCCGACUCACAAAGAUGCCGGUGAGACACAUUCACUGCGCAGAGGCUCCAGUGAGGCGGCUCAGCGUCGUGGUUCGAGUGAAGCUCAGGCUUCUCGCAGGGGCUCCAGCGAAUCCCCAACAUCGCCUGCAGCUUUGGGCCAAGUUGUAACUCGGUUAACAGGGCUUCUGGGGGAGCAGUGGGCACAGCUGGGAAGUAGCUCCGGAGCUCAGCAGACGGCCAGCCAGCAGGAGGGUCCCAGCACGCAGAAACAGGCGACAGGGAAAAGAGCAGAGGCGGGAAAGGGAACCUCAGCCAAGCCCGUGGGUAAAGUGGCCCCUGUAGCAACAACAGCGAAAGCGGCAGGGAAGCCUGGUCCUUCCAAAAUGAGCUCUAUUCAGAGUCAACUGGUCAGCUCCCUCAGCGUCCUCUCUGCCUUCUACUCCCCAGCUCAGAAGGCAGCUGCUGCCAGCAAACAGCAAGAACAAGGCCUCAAAUCAAUUAUGAAGAAAAACGGUGUUGCCGACAAGCAGGGGACCAAGGGAGCCAAGAAAAACCUGAAGUUUGUUGGGGUGAAUGGAGGCUACGAGACGACAUCCAGUGAAGAGUCCAGUGGAGACGAGAAGUCAAAGGUGGAGGCUGAGGAGGAGGAGGAGGAGGAGGAAGACAGCUCGGAACCGGAGGUGGAAAAGGAAAAGGAGAAGGAGCCAGGGGAGGGAGCAGAGACCCAAGAAAAAGAUGCAGAGGCCACAGCUGAAGAAGGAGCUGCUGCAGCUGAUGAGAAGCAGGUGGAAAGAGGUCUGAUGGAUCCAGAGAUCAGCCACGAGCUCCUGGAAGAGCAGGCGGAAGGGCAAAAAGUUGACCAGGGCUUUAUAGAUGCCUGUCUUUAUGUUAAGGAUCGCAUGGAAGAGGUUUCGUCCCCAGAUAAAGAAAUGCGCCAGGUUUUAGUGGUGCUCUACCAGGAGUGGUUCAAAGUCUCCAGCCAGAAAGACUCCCAGGCGGACACCGUCAGAUUAUACCUGCGCCAGGUGGGGCUGACCACACCCACUCUCCUGCCCUACGUCGUGAACUUGACGGAUGGCAACGGGAACAUGGCCCUCCACUACAGUGUGUCGCAUUCUAACUUCCCUGUUGUCAGGCUGCUGCUGGACACAGGUCUCUGUGAAACUGACAAUGUGAACAAGGCAGGCUACACUCCGGUGAUGCUGGCUGCACUGACGGCCGCCGAGAGCCCCGAUGAUCUGGAGGUGGCGCAACAGCUGUUGAAACUAGGGGAUGUCAACGCGCGCUCCAGACAGGCUGGCCAGACGGCGCUCAUGCUCGCGGUGAGCCACGGCCGCGUUGCCAUGGUGAAGCUGCUCUUGAUGUGCGGUGCGGAUGUGAAUGCCCAGGACCGCGAGGGAUCCACGGCCCUGAUGUGCGCCAGCGAGCACGGACACACGCACAUCACUCGUCUGCUGCUGGAGACGGGUUGCUGUGACGUCAGCCUCGUAGAUAAGAAUGGUCAGACUGCUCUGUCGGUGGCAGAGGGAGCCUCUCACCAAGACAUAGUUGACCUUCUGAAGGCCCACCUCGAGCCUUCUUCUACCAGCCUCCUCUAAGCCAGAGGCGCCUAAACCAUCACAGCAACCGACCUUUCCACUUCCACCACUUCCUGCCCAACGACACAAAAACCUGGAAUAAAUACAAUGGUCAGUCAUCACAGACGUGGAACAGUAAAAAUUAAAGACCUCUGAGACCAGAGAAGUUUCCCAAACACGUCUCUGCCAACAUGCCUUGCGGUGUUUGUGGAUAUGCUGCAUCGACCACUCAAGCGGACGGACAACAGAGGCUGCCUGAUACGUCCACGAUAAAACUUUGCCAUAGUAACGCGUGCGAUUGACAGGAUGUUAAGCAGGAGGCGAAUGCAAAAUAAGACGAGAGAUGGACAGAAUGACCAGAGGGAUACUCUGAACUGCUGCUUCUCACCAUCGACAAGUAACUCUUGAAGCAAAAUACUAAGCACAUGAUCUACCUUUCAAAUAUAUGAUAUUAAAUAUAACAUUAUUUCUAUUUUUCCCCCCUUUCUAUUUUAUGACAUUGACAUUGUUCUUUUCAUAUUUUGGACAUAAGCCAUUAUUGAGAACAUAAUAUAUAUGUAGAAUGUUAUUAUUCCGACAGAUUAUAAAAUCACCUACAAACACAGAAACUGUAUUUUCUACUGCACUUUUUGUUAAAAUUCUCUGUUAUAUUGGUGUCCAGAAGAAUGUACAUAUAUAUGUAUAUCUAUAAAUAUCUCCAGAAGUAUUAUUCAGAAUUUAAAUAAUAAUAGAAUAGGAUUUGUCAUACUUCAGUGGAUAUUUAACCUAAUCGUUUUGCCAUGGUAUUCUUGUUUUUCCACACAAGGGACGUGGGUAAUCGUCGUCUGUGAGGUGAAAGUUUUCCGUUGGCGCCCCAAAAGAAAUAUAUUUUAUAACUUCAACACGAACCACAUUGAAGAAAGACAAACGUCUUCUGGUGAGAAGAUUGUACCUGACAGAAAGUGCUGCAUGCUGAUACAGUUACUCCCCCUCUACUGGAUGUCUUGUAGUGCUGAAACGUCAGUAUGUUGUAAUACUGUCUGUCCUCUAUCUCCGUCCCCGAAGUUCGAAUAUAAUGAAUGCCUUGUUCGCCUGCUCGUUUCAAGUCAAACCAUGUAUGCAACUCCUACAAAAUGCACAAUGAAUGUCAGCCUGGCUGUGAAACAUUCCAAGAAAAAAAAAGAGAGAAAUAAUAAUAAUAAUAAUAAUAAUGUAGCAAGUUUAACUAUAACGGCAUGGAUCAUAGGACUAACAGACAGAGGCUGUCCGUGGAUGCUGGUAUGAGUCUGGAUGCUUUUGUUUAGUGUGACUGGAGACGCUCAAUCACUCGAUCCGGUCGCCCUGUCUGUAAAUUGCCUCCUUCGUCCUGUACCACUCAGCACGUUGAAUUCACACAAAUGAGGUGGGAGGAGUCGCAGUUUUAGAAGCAAUAUCAGUAAAAUACUACCUUGUCAACCCCAAACUAGGUAGGGUGAGUGACCGUGGUCUUGCCUUAAUCAGACGACUACCCUCCAAUCAUGGAGAUGAGGUGUGAUGAGCGUCGGCGUCUCAAGACGUUGACCGGAGACUAGGUAGGGUGAGUGACCUCGGUCUUGCCUUAAUCACACGACUGUCCUCCAGCCCGGAGAUAAGCACGGUGUUUCCCAGGGAGCGUCUUUAGUUUUCCUGUUCUGUAUCACAAACUUACGCCCGUAUUCCUAAUAUCAGUGUCGUGAAUCAAGUGUGGUCGUCCAACCAGAUGUUUACAGCUCAGCAUUUCCUCCUCUGUGACCAUUGCAUUGGAUUUCGAACAGUUCAGUAUGUUUACAGGGAAUAAAGUGAUCAGUAAUUUAAUUAAUAAGUAAUACAUAUAUUUAUAUAUUCAGUUUAGGGCCUCCUGAUUAUGGUGAAGUAAGAACUAAAGUAAAAAGAAAUAUAUAUCUAUAUAUAUAUAACUGAGACAAUUUAAAGAAAGGUGGAGUGUAACGGGGAAUACCACUCAAUUUAACAACUGCCAUAUCUGUGAUCGACAACGAUCCAGUCUGCAUUUAGAUAGAGUCAGAAAAUAGCUCACUUUGUAGUGACUCCAGACAGCUAAUCAAACUCUGGAAAUUUCUACAAACGUUUCUUACCGGCAAAUCUAAGAUCUCAGCUCUUGUCACAGUUACUUAUUAGUGAACCAGGAUUCCAAAUUUAAUGGAUCAUGAUAAAUUGCCGUGCGUUGUUUUUAAUCAUCUAAUUAUUAUUUUAUUUUAUAUUUUCUGCAGCGCGACCCUGCUCCAUUAUUCCCACGCACGUUCUAAAUAUGAGCACAGACGAUGAAAACUGAUCCUGAAUAUAAAUAUGGACGUAAAUAUUCCCAUUUUCCAACGGCGGCUCAAUAAUCCACUGCAGAAACUUUACCAAGUGGAUUUUGUGACGCUGCAUUUACACAGCAUCAACCUUGGAUUUGUACUCUGUGCAGCGCAUCUGAUCGCUGCUGAUUGUCCGUGUGUUAAAAGAGUAGCUUCCCACUUCGCAGACCGCCAGAGGAUGGUCAGAUCCGCGCUGUGAGAAUAUAUCCGGUGUAUCUGGUCUUCCGUGCCUGCUGCAUAUUAAAUCUUCAUGAAAAUCACAUCUGUAUGUUUUAAUCCGGUGUGACACAGAUGCAACGCGAUUUCAAAAUCUGUCUGAGGACCAAACAACUGAAAUCAAAGUCUGUUUCACAUGGGGUUAAUUUAUAUACAAUAUAUAUAUAUAUAUAUACAUACAUAUACACUUUAGCUGUUCCUGUAAAUCCAGCCAAAUAUGUGUAAAUACAAUAUUGUGAAAAGUAUAUAACAAGUAUUGUCUGACAGUUUGCUCUAAAAAAAAAAAUUAUAUUAAGUAUUUAUUCUAAAUGCUAUAUUUUUUACCAUAUAUAUAUUAUACUUACAGUAUGUAUGCAUGGACAAAUAUUCAAAUAAUACUGCUGGAGGGGGAUUUGGACAGAUUGAAUUCCCUGAUGAUGUGAUUAUUUGACUUAACUUUGACCGGUCGGGUGGUUGUAGUUAACGUGUGAUUCGACGAGGUUGUGGACUGUCAUGUGCCCUAUAAUGCUACUUUUCACUUUUGCGGGAGGGGGGUGGGGGGAGGUGAACUAUAUACAGCAGAUCUGACACUGGCUAAAUCGAUGUAGGGAAACCACGCCCUGAUUUUAAGUACACGCCUGAAAAUCACAGACUAUGGACAUGGACGGAGUCAAAUGUAAAAACCUGUACGUCUCUGUAAUGUUUCCCUCUACGGCAGGCUUGUAAUGUUACGAAACAGAGAACUACUUCUAAGUACAGAAAUAAAGAUUUAAACUUA
This is a messenger RNA of Mugil cephalus (flathead mullet), 8193 nucleotides long. RefSeq names its product KN motif and ankyrin repeat domains 4 (gene kank4). The record is from RefSeq and is a predicted model, not a curated record. Gene Ontology annotation, molecular function: protein binding. The transcript has 10 exons. NCBI's taxonomy places the organism in Eukaryota, Metazoa, Chordata, Actinopteri, Mugiliformes, Mugilidae. Gene Ontology annotation, cellular component: cytoplasm; cytoskeleton. Gene Ontology annotation, biological process: negative regulation of actin filament polymerization. The coding region runs from base 346 to 4929 and encodes 1527 amino acids.